AAGAGCUUAGACCAAGAGAGGGAAGCCACUGGGUAACUACUUGAUGAUGAUGAGUGUUUCAAGUACAAUUAUAUAUACCUGAAAAGAGGACCAUUUCUUUCUCUAAUUAACUCACUACUUAAAUCCCAAUUAACUGUGCUGAACAUAUGGCACUUUCCCUUGCUUCUUCUUCUUUCUCACCUCUUACUACUCGAUAUGAUGUUUUUAUCAGUUUCAGAGGCGAGGACACGCGUAACAAUUUUACCAGCCAUCUUCAUUCUGCUCUUCUCAGAAAUCAGAUUGAGACCUUCAUAGAUUAUAGAAUCCCGAAAGGAGGUGUCGUCUGGAACGAACUUGUUGAAGCCAUCAGAGAUUCAAAGUUGUUUGUUGUUAUCUUCUCCGAAAACUAUGCUUCCUCUAGCUGGUGCUUGAGAGAGCUGGUUGAGAUCAUGGAGUGCAAGAAAAAGAAUGAACAAGUUAUUGUGAUUCCAGUGUUCUAUAAAAUAGAGGCCACACAUGUUCGCAAGCAGAGUGGAAGUUACCGCAGAGCAUUUGAUGAGCAUGAGAGAUCCUCCAACCGUAAACAUGUGCACCAAUGGAGGACGGCACUCACUGAAGCUUCGAAUCUCUCUGGCUUCACUUGCGAUCACCACAGGCAAGAAGCAAAGUUGAUUGAUGAAAUUGUGGAAGCAAUUUUUCCAAAUCUGAAUAACAAUGGUUUUAGAGAUGACCUCAAAAGCCCUUUUAUUUGUAACAGAAAUUAUACUUCUGUUAAAUCCUUAUUGAAAUUUAAGUCAGAGAAUGUUCUUGUGAUUGGAAUUUGGGGUAUGACUGGUAUUGGCAAGACAACCAUUGCUACUACUCUUUUUCAUGAGUGUUUUUCAGAAUAUGAAGGUCAUUGUUUUUUAACCUUUUCAAAAAAAUUAGAAGGAAAAGGUCUUAAUUACAUAUGUGCUAAACUUCUUUCUCAAUUGUUAAAUCAAGAUCUUUGUAUCGAUAAUAUUCGAGUAAUACACUCUAGUAUUAUCCGUAAAAUCAAGCAUAGAAAGAUCUUUGUUGUACUAGAUGAUGUGACUAAUUCACAAAUUGCAACUGAUUUGAUUCAACUGUUUCGUAAUUGUCUGAGUUCUGGUAGUAGAAUCAUUUUGACAACAAGAGAUAGAAAUGUGCUUACAAGUGGAGGAGCCGAAGAAAUCCAUGAAGUGAAGGAAAUGAAUUUUGAGGACUCUCUUAAAGUUUUUAGCCAUAAUGCCUUUAGUGGUUCUCAUCCUAAAGAGGAUUAUUAUGAGCUAUCAACAAGAGUCGUAGCAGAUUAUGCCAAAGGAAUACCAUUAGCAUUAAAAAUUUUAGGAUCAUUUCUUCGGACCAAAGAAAAAAGUGAAUGGGAUAGUGCAUUGAAAAAAUUACAAAAGUAUCCCAAUCCAGAUAUUCAGCAAAUGUUGAGAUUGAGUUAUGAUGCAUUAGAUGAUGAUGAAAAAAACAUUCUGUUAGAUAUUGCGUGCUUUUUUCACGAGCAUGAAAUGGAGAUGGUAACAAGAAUAUUAAAUUCUUGUGGUUUCUUUGCAGACAUAGGGAUAAAAGGCUUAUCGGACAAGUCUCUUGUAAGCAUUUAUUUAAAUGGUGGUUGUAAAUACAUAAAAAUGCAUAGCUUGAUACAGGAAAUGUGUUGGAAAAUCAUUCAUGAAGAAUAUAGCAAAAAUGGUGGUCAACAAACAAGACUGUGGAAUACGGAAGAAAUCUGCAAUAUAUUCCAAGAUGAAAGGGAUAUUCAUGGAGUUGAAAGCAUGAUUGUGGAUAUGAAUCAAAUUACAAUAGAUCCACGUAUAAUCAUCAUUGCAUUAAGAAAGAUGCCAAAAUUAAGGUUACUUGCUUUAAGAGGAAAUAUCAAUAUAGAUCUUGAACAGAACAGAGUGCUUAUAGAGGAUUUUCAACUUCCUAAUAACUUAAGGUAUAUUGAGUGGAAUAAAUGUCCACUUAAUUUUGUGCCAUCUAUUUGUUGGCCUCAAAAACUUGUUCAACUUUCCAUGCGAGAUAGCAAUAUUGAAAAACUUUGGGAUACAGCACAGAAUCUACCGAGUUUGGAGUCUAUUUACCUUAAUGGCUGCAAACGCUUGACAGAGUGCCCAAAUUUAGCAGGUGCCACGAAUCUCAAAACAAUAUCACUCUCUGGCUGUAAAAGUUUACAUGAUGUUCAUCCAUCUAUUUUCUCUCUCCCCAAGAUUGGACAACUACAUGUGAACUAUUGCACAUCGCUAAAGAGGCUUUGCAGUGACUAUUGUUCUCCUUCUCUGUGGGGCUUGUGGGCCACUGGUUGCUCCAACUUGGAAGAGUUUUCAAUUCCCACGAUGGGUGAUCAUUCCAAACUUUACUGGUUACAUUUACCAUCAACGGCUUUGAGUGAAGUGCCAUCCACUAUUAUGCAUCUCAAAAAUCUUGAGGGGUUUGCUUUUAACAUCAGUUACUCUCUUCAGAAACUUCCUCUAAACUUUACCCGUAGAAUUGCACUCAUGGAUCCAAUAAAACAUGAAGACAACACAUGCAUCAUGUUAAGUAGAAUAUUGCCCACCCCUGCCUUCUUGUCUCUCAAGGAAUUACUUUUCUUCAAAUGUAAGAGUUUGUCUAAACUCCCAGACAACAUUCAUGUCUUACAAUCAUUACAACUAUUACAUCUGGAAAGUUGUCACGUCAUUACAAGUUUGCCAAAAAGCAUUAAGAAUCUUCAACAACUCAUGGAACUUAACAUCGUUGAUUGUAAAAUGGUAAAAUACUUACCUCCACUUUCCCCAUCUAUUAUAGGCUUUAAAGCACUAAACUGCAAAUCCUUGAAGGAAGUCUCAAGUUUAACCAGUGAACCACGCAGACAACACUAUGCAUGGUUUGUAUUCCAUAACUGCACAAAGUUGGAUGAUGAUGCAUAUGAAGCCGUUUUGAAAGACUUGAAAUCCAGGAUAGAACUUGUGGCAAAUAAUGAUGGAUAUCUGCAUAAUGAAGCAUACAAUGGUAAUAGACUCUUCUACUAUUUACCAAGUAAAGAGAGCAUAAUUAAUGAGUGGUUCCCUGACUACUACUCAAGAGAAGCUUCCAUCAUUGUUGAAGUUCCUCCGGAUCACAAGAUUUCUUCUUGUCUUGUUGGCUGCAUCUUGAUUUCUCAAUACCAAUCUUUCAACUUUGGCAAGAAAACAAUGAUAUUUGGAUGGGAAUGCUACUUGGGAAAGGGUUGCAACGAGUGGGAAUGGAUCGCAACUUCUGCCAAUAGAGGACACUUGACCAGAUAUGUUCCCGAUGAUGAUGUGAUUGAUCAAUUGAUGAAAAUGGUAUCAGAUCAUAAGGUAGUAUGGUAUGAUGGAGAGGGUUCCAACAAGAUAACGGAAGCAAUCAAAGAGAGAAGAAAAGGCACCACCACUUGCAAUCCUAUCCUUAAAUUUGAGUUCUAUGCUCAUACAAAGGAUAAUGAGGAAGUAGUGAUAAAGGAGUGUGGGAUCCGUUGGAUGCAUGUCCAUGUCAAUGAUGAAGGAGAGAUUAGUCCAGAUGCCACUCAUGAGGGCUAUGAAUCUCAUGACGUUGAGAGUCAGAGAACAGAGAACCGGAGAAAGAGUGGAUUUACGUCAUGGUUCCAAAGAUUACUGUGUUAUAAAGCAAAUACCGAGGAAGAGAUAUAGAGAAAUAUCACUCCAAAACAGAAUAAUAUGUUUCUGUUAAAUUAAGAGAAGAACAUAUCAUAUGACAACUCCAUCCAACACGAAAUCUUCUGUGGGGAACAGUUGUACUUCCUUUAGUUCAUUAUUGUUGUAAUAGUGGUCUAUUUGGUCACUCUAUAGCACACUUUCUCUGAAAACACACCAUUACUUAUUUUUGCUCAUUUGAUUUUUGUUCAAUUUCCCUGUCAACUCGGUAGUCUGUUUAAUUUGCAUAUUACUUUAAUACUUUUGCAUUGGCAUUUUCACGCUUUGUUUUAUAUUCAUAUUAAGAUAUUAUCUAUUACUACAAGACAGGGUUUAAUGAUAAUUGAAUCAUGAAGGAAGGCCAUAUAAUUAAAUAAAUAUUAUAUAAUACAUGAUGUCAUCAUUUCAAUACAAUACUUAGCUUGUUUGCGACGUACGUGUGGUCACCAUUAUGCAUCUCUAUUAUGAAGAAAAGAAUGAUAAUAUAUCCUUCUACCAUUUACCAAGUAAAGAGAGCAUACUUAAUGAUUGGUUCCCUCACUGCUACUCUACAGAAGCUUCGAUCGUUGUUGAAGUUCCUUCAAAUCACAAGCUUUCUUCUUGCCUUGUUGUCUGCAUGCUACUUUUCACAAUACCAAUAUAGAAACCUUUGGAAUAAGCAUAUGAUAUUUGGAUGUGAAUGCAACAUGGAAAAGGGUUGCAACAAAUGAGAAUGGAUAACAACUUCUCACAAUAGACCACACAUGAUGGUUGUAUUCAAAAUGGUGUCAGAUCAUAUGAUAGUAUUGGAUGAUGGAGAGUAUUCCAACAAGAUAAUGGAAGCAAUCAAAGAGACAAAGAGGGAAACCACUUGCAAUCCUAUCCUUAUGUUUGAAUUUGCUGCUCAAACAGUGGAUAAAGAGGAAGUAGUCAUAAAACUUAAAAGGGUGUGGAUCCAUUAGUGAACAAUUUGAUACAAUACUCAAAGCUCCAAUAUUUAGAGAUCACAUUUCUUCUUAUUCUGUUUUUCAUGCUUGCCUUGCAUACCAAGCCAUCGAUAAUCCCUUCAUUAA
Messenger RNA from Arachis stenosperma, 4693 nucleotides. Its product is annotated as disease resistance protein RPV1-like. NCBI's taxonomy places the organism in Eukaryota, Viridiplantae, Streptophyta, Magnoliopsida, Fabales, Fabaceae. The record is from RefSeq and is a predicted model, not a curated record. The coding region runs from base 147 to 3638 and encodes 1163 amino acids. The transcript is spliced from 7 exons. Gene Ontology annotation, biological process: signal transduction; defense response. Gene Ontology annotation, molecular function: ADP binding.